AUGAAUACUUCAGCUGUCGUAGAGGCUCUCGACGCGAAUCGCGCUCUUGUAGCAAAGCUUCAAAGUCUAAAUGACAUAUUUGCAAACGAAGAGACAAACUUAUUGACGAAAAUUCAAUCACUUCGUCGUCAAAUGGCUAUGCGAAGAGCUCAGCAUGCCAUGAAAUUAUUGCUGCCCCAUAGUUCCGUAAAAGACACAAUAUUACGGCGCUAUGAAAAAAACCCACGAGGGACUAAAAAACACGCUGGAGUGGGAUCGCGGUCAUAUAUUCGGCAACAUCAUUCCUUCUUUACCGAUGAAGCCGAACGUGAGCGGAAAGUUGGAAGACCCAAGAAGAAAAAGCUUAAGACAUUAAACGGAUAUGAUCAGGAGCUAACGAAGCUCCAAGCUGCUUCAGAGCCUUUUCCAAAUGCUGAUACAGUAUUUCUACGUGCUCAUAGUCACGAGGCGUUCGUUGCAAGUCCUUCUACUACAUUUUCAGCUCGAGAACGCCAUGUAGUUAAAGAAUUUGCUGAAGAGUUUUAUAUGACGCAUGCACCAACUGUGGAAAUGUCGUUGCAGGUGUGGAAUGGAAUUGAAAAGUGGCAAAAGCUAAGACGUUCAAGGCAACUCCCAAUUGAACGAUCAGGUUGUGCUUGUAAAUUAUGGUACGAUCUUCACGAGUCUCCAAAGCUUCGUCUUUGCGCAUGGACUAAGGAAGAAGACGCUGCGCUACGACGCUUAGCAACGGGUGAAGAAGAUCCUGCUUUAGUAAAUCAAUGGUGUGACAUUGCUAAACACAUGCCUUUUCCUGGAAGACCACCAGUGCACUGUUUGACUCGAUUUCAAACUGCGCUACGUGCAGACAAUGCGAAAUCGGGCUUCUCUGCAGAAGAAGAUGAUUUAAUACGUCAAGCAGUGCCAAUAUUUGGUGAAAAAUGGAACGUGAUUGCAGAUUUAUUAGACGGUCGAUUGUCAGAGCAAAUACGUCAUCGCUGGCAACUUACACUUGCUCCAGGUCUUCGACGUGGCAAAUUCUCCGUGAUUGAAGAUCGACGGCUAUUAUUGGCACUUCGAGCUUAUAUUUCUCAUGGUCAAGAGUUUGAUGUAGACGAUGUUGCUUGGAAUGAUAUUUGCCAUCAUGUGCCCGGCCGAACGCAACCAGCGCUACGUGAUCGGUACCUCAAUUGUCUAAAUCCCGACUUGUCGUUUCGAAAAUUUACGAAAAAGGAAGAUCAAACUAUUCUUGCUAGAGUGCAAGAGUGGGGAGUUGAGUCAGCAAGACUUUGGCCUCGACUUGCUGCGGAACUUGAAGGUCGCACCGACGCACAAGUUCGACGACGCUGGAAAUCGUUGGACCCAGUGGCCUAUAAAAAGCGAAGUCAAGCACUUGAACAAGCUAGUACGCAACAAGCAACCUCCGUUUUUCGUCGGCGAUCGAUUCAUCGACACAGCUCGAGGAUUACGAAAACGCAUACGUCACGAAGUUCUUACAAUGGUCGCACGGUGAAGGAUGAUCAGAUCCAAGCAACUAGGCGAGGACGAAGGCCUCAAACGAAUGGACCGUGA
This is a messenger RNA of Plasmopara halstedii, 1548 nucleotides long. RefSeq names its product myb domain protein 4r1. The transcript has a single exon. The coding region runs from base 1 to 1548 and encodes 515 amino acids. The record is from RefSeq and is a predicted model, not a curated record. Lineage: Eukaryota; Oomycota; Peronosporomycetes; Peronosporales; Peronosporaceae.